Oryzias latipes (Japanese medaka) is the source of this 1812-nucleotide messenger RNA. It is a transcript of the gene hemk1, whose product is annotated as HemK methyltransferase family member 1. Gene Ontology annotation, cellular component: mitochondrion. The record is from RefSeq and is a predicted model, not a curated record. NCBI's taxonomy places the organism in Eukaryota, Metazoa, Chordata, Actinopteri, Beloniformes, Adrianichthyidae. Gene Ontology annotation, molecular function: nucleic acid binding; protein methyltransferase activity. Gene Ontology annotation, biological process: protein methylation.
AGUCAUGCGCAGUCCAGGAUUGGUGUGUUUGCGUAAAGCCCUGCGGAAACAGUACUUUCCGAGCUCCUUUCAAUUCUCAUGUGGACUACAGAGGAAAACGUCUUCAGUUUAUAGUCAAAUUACAGUCACUUAGUAUAGAGAAUCAUUUCGUCAACUAUAGAUAGACUGUAUAUAUAGACUGUAAAUGGUUAAUGUGUUAUUUUAGUGCAGCAUGAUUCUUGCCACGUGGGGAUGUGAACGCUGUUGUUGUUAUUGAACAUGUGGAGACGAGUGCUCAGAGGAGGUCACGCUUUUAUUGGGUUGAGGAGUGGCGGGACAAAGGCGUUGUGGGGUUUCCAUGGCCUGCGGGCAUGCAGCGCUCCAGCCUUGCCUGCUGGUUGCAUCACUGCACUUCAGGCCGUGGACUUCUGGACCAAGCAGUUUGAGGGGAAAGGUGUGACGGAGCCGGAACUGUCUAGCCGCUACAUCAUUGCAUAUCUGCUAGGCGCUAAAACAAUAGAAAGUCUUGAGCAACAGAGGUUAAAAGAGUUUCUUAGCAGAGAGGAAACGGAUCAGCUGUGGCAGCUUUGCACGCAGCGUCUCUCUAGAAUGCCAGUACAGUAUGUCAUUGGAGAGUGGGACUUCCGAGACCUGACCCUCAAGAUGAGGCCUCCUGUCUUCAUACCAAGACCUGAAACUGAGGAGUUGGUUGAGGUUGUGCUCACAGAUCUGCAGAGACUAUGUGGAAGUGGGGCAACAGUCUUGGAGGUAGGAUGUGGUUCUGGGGCCAUUUCUGUUAGCCUGCUGAAGAGUCUGCCACAGCUCAAAGCGUUUGCCUUGGAUCAAAGUCAGGAGGCAGUGGACUUAACCAGGGAGAAUGCACUAAGGUACGGGGUCCAGGACAGAUUACAGGUUCAUAAUAUUGACGUAGUGAAAGAUGCAGAUGCUUUGUUGGGCCUCUGUGGCUCAGUUGCGGUCCUAGUCAGUAACCCUCCAUACCUGUUUUCACAAGACAUGACAACCCUGCAACCAGAAAUCUUAAGAUUUGAAGACCACGCGGCCUUGGAUGGAGGUAAAGAUGGCCUGAAUGUCAUCAAGCAGAUUCUGACGCUGGCGCCGCGCAUUCUACCAAACCAAGGCCGUGUUUACUUGGAGGUGGAUCCCAGACACCCCCCACUCAUCCAGCAGUGGGUGGAGGGCAACGGGAAAAGUCUGCAGUACAUUGAAACCCGAAGCGACAUCUGUGGCAGACCACGGUUCUGCAUCCUUCAAAACGAGGCCCCAAAGCCAGAUCAGGAUUGAGAAACGGACCUCCUUUUACCCUGGUUCCAGCCCAGGUCGCCGCAUUCUGGGCUCCCCUAAUGCCCCUCGCCAAGCAGGCACCUUGCCGUCUACGCUCCCAAAAUUCCCCCCAAUCUGGAAGAAGUCACACAUCCCCCUUUGGCCCUUUUAGCCGAUAACAGUUGUCACCACACCCUGCUCUCACAAUAUUACACACGCUGCAAUGGCACCGAGGCCAGCUCAAAGCUGAAGGUAAUUACCGAAGCUUUUCUUAGAAUCCCCCCUCUCGGAAGCUCACCCUCCUCCCUGGAAGCGCUCAGCAGUUCUGUGAAUCUGCUGAUGAGCGGUCCUCCCCUCUGCCCGUCCACCCGCUGACUCAGAUGCGGACCGCUUGCUCUAGCGCGCCCGUUACUUCCUCGCUAAAUCUGCGCCUCUCACAAAUUUCAACCCUAAUCACCCGCAAUUUCCUUUUUGUUUUUUUCUAACAGUGAUUUAUGGUAAAAGUGUAUCAUAAUAGGUGUCACAAGAGCGGUCAUCAUUUGCAGAUUACAG